Struthio camelus australis is the source of this 2156-nucleotide messenger RNA. NCBI's taxonomy places the organism in Eukaryota, Metazoa, Chordata, Aves, Struthioniformes, Struthionidae. The record is from RefSeq and is a predicted model, not a curated record.
CUGACAGCGCGGCAAGGAGGCUCGAGGUGACCCGGGCCUCCCAGGAGGGCGAGCAGCAUGGUGCAAAGAGAGGAAAUGCCGAGGGGGUGAUUUCACAGAAAGCCUCAUGGCAAUUCCUGCGAGGAGCUCAGAUUAAAAUCUGCUCCAGGCAAAGCGUGACAAAGUCCUUCUCUGGAUGUGUAUUACUUUGCUGCUUGAGUACUGCAUAGGUCACCGGGUCAAAAUUUUUACUCUCCACAGGCUCUUUAUUGGUCUUGCUGUUGCUCUGAUCUUCCCUUUCCUCAUAGCAGAAGGUCUAUGUCAAAUCCACCAUUUUUCUGCCCUGUUUUCUUAUGCUUAAAACAAGCUUAUUGAUGUUGCAUCAUCUCAUCUCAGCUGGUGACAGCUGCUGUUAUUGUUUGCAGCACGUUACUGGCGCAGUGGAGGCUGGCUCUGAGCUGGCUGGUCAGGGCAUUGCUGCCUGCACAACUUGAGGUCAAGAAGAGAGUCUGAUGUCCUGUUACUGUUCUUCCUAGAGAGAAGUAACCUGGCAGGGGUGCGGCACAUCCUCCUGGUGCUCUCGGGGAAGGGCGGCGUGGGGAAGAGCACCAUCGCCACCGAGCUGGCUUUGUCUCUGCGCCACUCUGGGAAAAAGGUGGGGAUCCUGGAUGUGGACCUGUGUGGCCCCAGCAUACCCCGCAUGUUCAAGGUCCAGGACAAUGACGUGCACCAAUGCGACAGCGGCUGGGUGCCAGUCUUCGUGGACCAAGACAAGAGCAUCUCACUGAUGUCCAUCGGCUUCCUGCUGGAGAAGCCAGAUGAUGCUGUGGUGUGGAGAGGACCCAAGAAAAAUGCUUUGAUAAAACAAUUUGUUGCUGAUGUGGCCUGGGGGGAACUGGACUUUCUCAUUGUGGACACUCCUCCGGGCACAUCUGAUGAGCACAUCUCCACAGUGGAGGCCUUGCGGCCGUACAAGCCUCUUGGAGCAAUCCUAGUCACGACACCUCAGGCAGUGUCUGUGGGGGAUGUGAGGCGAGAGCUGACGUUCUGUAAAAAGACCGGUUUGCGAGUUCUUGGGAUCGUGGAGAACAUGAGUGGCUUUGUCUGCCCGCACUGUUCGGAGUGCACAAACAUCUUUUCCAAAGGGGGAGGUGAAGAAUUGGCCAAGCAUGCUGGGGUCCCUUUCCUUGGCUCUGUGCCCCUGGACCCCCAGCUCAGCCAGAGCUUGGAGGAAGGCAGAGACUUCAUCCAAGAGUUUCCCAAGAGCUCUGCCUUCCCUGCCCUCACUCACAUUGCCCAGCAGAUCUUGGAUGGGACGUCCCCACAGAGCUCCUGAAGGUGGUAUUGAGGUGGACUCUUGCUGGCUGAGGUCCCUGCCUAACAACACCAUCAGCAGUCCUUGCUGGUGGGGAAGGGGGGACGUGGAAGCUGUUUCUCUAUGGCACUGCUGCAGUGGAGGGAGGGGGGGGAGCACCGCACUAGUGCCACUUGUGGAGAUCCGAAAAGGGAAGUGCUGCUCCAUCCCCGCUCUGAAUUUGAAGAGGCCCCAUGGGUGUGUCUGCUCAUGCAAGGGACGCACGUCUGCAGCCUCGUUCUUGCCUUCUAAACGGACAAGUAUUCCGCCCGGAUGGGUACAGCUGUUCCUAGCCCCGCACACACCGUGCUUUCCUCUGCGAGUCGGUCCGUUGCACAGGUACUUGUGGAGAUCCAGAUUGUUUCCACAAGGUUUCAUAUGCUGUGGUGUUUUUGACAGUGACUGAAUGCAACUAGCAGCUAUGGGGCUCAUACCGUUGACUGACACAGUUGUUCCCUGACUAAACCCAAAUGGCACAAAUAGUCUGUAUCUCGCCUCUGCACACUGCUGCCUUCUCUCCUGUUGCUUUCACUGCAUGAUAGAUUAUAUGGUACUUGUGGUUCAGUGGCUGGUGAGUUUGUGCCAGGUGCUCUGAUCUGGAUCUGAGCCAAACCACCUCACUCUGAAAUGUAAGAUCAUUGGUACAGAAUAUCUCUCUGAGGGCAUGGCAUGUGCUUCAUGUGAGGAAAUGUCUUUAGGUGAUCUACAGUCUGUCUGACAUCCUACCCUACUGAAAGAGGCCGUUUCUUGGCCUGCUGGGGCUUGUCAUAACUCAGGAAUAUUUCUCAAGGUUCCAGACAGUAAACACUUUUUCUUAAAAUCA